Molecule: messenger RNA, 2262 nt
Organism: Plasmodium gallinaceum
Lineage: Eukaryota; Apicomplexa; Aconoidasida; Haemosporida; Plasmodiidae
Product: conserved Plasmodium protein, unknown function
Exons: 4
Coding region: 1-2262 (753 amino acids)
Source: RefSeq, a predicted model, not a curated record
AUGGAGAAAUAUAAAUUAUUUUUUGAUGAAAUAAAAGAAGAAAAUAAAAAAAUUGCAAAAAAAAUAAUUUUUGUAAAUAAUAAAAUAAAAUAUAAAGUAUUAAAUAAUAGAAAAAUUGAAUUUUAUAAAUAUUUUAUAAAUAGUUAUGAAGAUGAAAAAAAAAAAAAUGUGUAUAAGUACUAUAAGCAUAAAAUAGUAAAUAGCAAAAAAAAAAAAAAAUAUUUAGAUAAUAACUUCCCUUAUUUUGAAAUUUAUAAGAAUACAAAUGAUGCAUUUAAAAAUAAUUUUCAAGAAUAUAAUAUAUUUAAAAUUAUCAAGGAUUAUGAUGAAUUGAAAUUAUUUGAUUUUUGUUCAAAGAAUAAUAUAAAAAAUUGUUCUCAUUUAUUCUCUCAUUUUAUAGAAAUCAUAAUAAAAAAAAGAGACUUAUAUAAUAUCAAUAAUGUAUUAUUAUUAACAAAUAGUAUAAGAAAAUUAAAUUAUUAUCAUCCUUAUUUCUGUAAAUUAAUAUGUAGAGAAGUACACUUAGAUAUAUAUAAAAUUAAAGAUAUAAAUAAAAUUACAGAUUUUAUAAAUUUUUUAAUGCAUUUCAACAUAUUCAAUUUUUAUUAUUUAAAUAAAAUAUAUAAAUAUAUUAUUUAUUUAAUUACUCAAAACAAUGAAUGGAAAAUAAUCAACUCAAAUAAUUCUGAUUUAAAAAAAAAGUUACAUAUAACAGAAGAAAUUACAAAUAAUCCUAAUAAUAGUCUUAUACCAAUAAAUAAUAAUAAUGUUAUUAUAUUAUUAAAAUCUUUUUUAAAAUAUAAAUAUUUUGAUAUCAAUUUAUUAAAAUUAUUAAUAUAUAUAUGUAACCAUGACAAAUAUAUUCAUUUGAAAAAUAUAGAAUGCUUAUAUUAUUUAUCUAAGUUAAGUGAACAUUAUAACUUUAUAAAUAAAGAUUAUUCAUCUGAUUUUUUCAAUAUAUUUAAGAAUGUUAUAAAUGAUAAAUUAAAUUACAAUGAUUUUAUUUUAUUAUUGAAAACUUUUUAUAAUAUUUAUAAAACAUAUAACACCAUUGAACUAGAUCAUUAUAACUUGAUUAUACAAAAUUAUAAACAUCUAGAAAAAGAAAUUUUAAUGAAAAAUUCCUUAGUAGAAGUAAGUUAUGAUAAUUAUAUCUUGAUAAAUUCUAACAAAAAAGAAAAGGUAAUGAUAAAAAAUAAGAACAAAGGAAAGGAUAAAGAUUACUCAUUUAUUAAAGUUAAAAAUAACAAACUUAUAAAAAAUGAAACGUUUCUACCUUUUAAUAAUACUAUAGAUACUAAUUUAAAAAAGCAAAAUAUAAAUAGUGAUUAUCUAAUAUUGCAUUAUGAUAAUGAAAUAUAUACCUCUGAUAUUAACUUUUAUAAUUUAUUUGAUACCGUUAAAUAUAUAAUAUUAUUUAUAGAAUUAAAAAUUCUUAAGUUUGCUCCUUUUAAAAAAAAAAGUUUAGCUGAAAUUGAAUUUUUAAAAAGAAAAAACUUUGAAAGAGAUAAUGAAAAAAAUAUAUAUAAAUACAUUUCUCAAAAUAUAAAUGAAGAACAAAAUGAAAAUAUGGAAUAUAUAUUAAGAAAAAAUAAGCAAGAAAAUUUUGAUGAUUCAAAUUUACAAUUUCUUUUUUAUUUAAAUUAUUUAAAUCAUGAAAAAUUUAAAAAGGAAAAGAAUAAAUCUGAAUUUGAAGGAAAUAUACAGGAAAAAAAAAAAAAAGAAAACAAAGAAAUAGAAGAAAAAACAGAAAUUCAAAAAAAAAAAAAUAUUUCAUCAGAAGAUAUUAAUAAUUAUCUAAAUGAUAAAAAAAAUAUCAAAUUUAAUUUAAAUGAUAAUACAUAUUUCUCUCAUAUAUUUAACAAUUUAUCUUCAAUACAACUAGCAAAUAUAGAAGAUCAUAUAUUAAAUAAAUCGUUUAAAUUUUUAUUGUUAUUUAAAAAUAAUUUACAAAUACUUGAUGUUAAUGAUAUAGCUGAUUUAUUCUAUUCUUUAACAGUUUUUCAGAUAAUUCAAGGUUAUCAAAAAGGAAUAAUAAAAAAAAACAAAUAUGGAUACUACAAAAUUAAAGAUGAUAAGGAAAAUGAAGAAUUAUAUAAAGUAUUAUCAAAUAUUUUAAUUAAAAAACUUAUUAAUAUAAAAGAAGAAAAUUUAUAUAAAAUAAUUUUAUCCUGUGCAAAUACUGCUUAUUCAAAUUACUAUUUAAAAAAUUUCAAUAGAUAUAUAAAAUUUAGUAAAAUGAGAAAACUUAUGAACUGUUAG